Chondrus crispus (carragheen) is the source of this 138-nucleotide messenger RNA. RefSeq lists its product as hypothetical. The transcript has a single exon. The record is from RefSeq and is a predicted model, not a curated record. NCBI's taxonomy places the organism in Eukaryota, Rhodophyta, Florideophyceae, Gigartinales, Gigartinaceae. The coding region runs from base 1 to 138 and encodes 45 amino acids.
AUGCAUCCCCGCAACCAAUCACUCACCCACCCCAACAGUCCCCAGCUGUCGGGCUUGACUCGUGAUGCACGCUUUUGCUUUCACCUGUGCUUUCACCCAUCUUUGCAAUUUUUCUAUCACCUAGCCUUAUCUAGGUGA